Sinocyclocheilus grahami is the source of this 3321-nucleotide messenger RNA. RefSeq names its product prominin-1-A-like. The coding region runs from base 1 to 2082 and encodes 693 amino acids. Gene Ontology annotation, cellular component: prominosome; cell surface; apical plasma membrane. Lineage: Eukaryota; Metazoa; Chordata; Actinopteri; Cypriniformes; Cyprinidae. The record is from RefSeq and is a predicted model, not a curated record. Gene Ontology annotation, molecular function: cholesterol binding. The transcript is spliced from 25 exons.
AUGGAUCUCAUUGUUAAAAUGGUCCAGCAGAACAUGGGAGGAAUCAAAGGGGACGAUUACAAGAAGCCAGAGAAUGUUGUAUUAUUACUACAGGCUAUCUACUAUGAGUUGGGCUUCAUAGUGCUGUCGGUUCUGGGGGUGAUAUUUGUGCUGUUCAUGCCGGUCGUGGGCCUGUUUAUCUGUGUGUGCCGCUGCUGUGAGAACUGUGGGGGUGAGAUGCAUCAGAGACAGAAGAAGAACGGCGACUGCUUAAGAGGUUUCUACAUGGCCACACUCAUGGCUACCUCUGUCUUCCUCGCAGUGGGAGUGACGAUCGCCUACGCAGCAAAUCAGAACAUCACAAAUCAGAUCAAGAGCACCAGACGCCUCGUCAGCACUAACAUAAGAGACCUGAAAUCUUUUGCGAACCACACACCAGUGCAAAUAGACUAUCUCUCUGCACAGUACACAACAGCCAAGAACAAAGUAUUAUCAGACUUAGACAGUAAGUACUCUGUCUUUCUUCCUCUUUUAUGUAUCAGAGUGAACAUUCACAAACGUUCAAAAUUGCCUGAUGUUGAGGCACCUUUGGCCAGUCUGGAUUCUGUGCUUAAAACAGACCUCAGCAAUAUCGUACAGAAGGGCUACUCUUCUUUUAACGACACACCAAGGUUGGUCAGAGAACAGACAAAAGAAAUUUUGUCGGCUUUACCCAAAGUGAAAGGGCUGCUGGAUAAGUCUGGUGGAGAGAUAGUUGCUUUCACAAAGAUGUUCCCGGUUGAACCAGCACUUGAGAACUUCACAAAGUUCCUGACAGAGAGCCAGAAGAACAUUGAAGCGUACUAUCCACAGAUCGACCAGCUGGACUUCUACAGAUGGAUUGGAUGUGUGGUGAUUUGUUGUAUGGUUGUGCUGGUUCCGACCUUUAAUUUCCUGGGUCUGUUGUGUGGAUCAUGUGGUUAUGAUAAAAAUGCCACACCCACCACACGUGGCUGUCUGUCCAACACCGGAGGAAACCUACUGAUGGCUUCUGUUGGCUUCAGCUUCAUCUUCUCCUGGGUGCUCAUGGGAGUUGUAGUCACCUCAUUUAUUGUUGGGGGAAACGUAGAGAAGCUUGUUUGCGAGCCGCUGGCUAACAGACAGAUUUUUAAGAUAAUCGACACACCAUAUAUGGUCCAUCCUACCAAAAAGAACUUCCUUCCUGGCAUGCUGUUUCAAGAUCCAAACAUCGACCUUACUAUCGGCAGUAUGUACAGAGAUUGUUAUGAGAAUAAUGGUUUAUAUUCAGCACUACAACUGGAGACCAAGUUCAACUUCAACAAGUUUCUCAAUGCCACAGUGUAUAACCUGGAACUGACCAAGAUAUUUAAUAGUGUGAAUGUGGAUCUCCAGGGGAUGCUGCUUCUGGAACAGGAGGGCAAAGAUAACCUCAUUGACUUUGCUAACACAGGCAUUGGAGAAAUCGACUAUCAGGCUUAUCUAACUGAGGUGAAUAAAGGAGUGACCGUUGUGGAUCUUUUGUCCUAUGCAAAUGACCUUGAAGCUCAAGCAGACCAGCUGCCACGUGGGGCUCUUGAGAAUGCGCUCAAGGGUCAUGCCAGCAGUAUCAGACAGAUCCACAAAGAACAAGUGGUGCCAAUGGAACAGGCCAUGAAAUUUGUGAAAGCAAGGGGCACUCUAAGUCAAAGCAUCAAACUGCUUCAGAAAACAUCCAGAGAACUACCUAUUAAAGUGACAAAUGUUUUGAAUGCCAUUGAAGCAGCAGAGUACCUCAUCGCCAACAAUGCUUCACAUGUGGUCAAACAGGAGGCUGAUAAAUUCAUUAAGAAACUUGUGGGAUAUUUUUCACAAUAUACGGAUUGGGUCAAGCACUCUCUGGAAAUGGAGGUCGCCCAGUGCAAGCCCAUCAGCAACAUCAUUGACUCGCUGGAGAUCGUAGGCUGCAGCUUCGUUGUUGACUCAGUGAACACAUUCUGGUUUGGUCUGGGAGGAUGCUGUUUGUUACUCAUUCCCAGCAUCAUCUUAUCUGUAAAACUCGGCAAAUUCUACCGCAGGAUGGACACUGAGGACGUCUAUGAUGACGGUGCUGAGAGCUGGAACUAAAGAGUGUUUAGCAAGAUUCCAUGGAUGACAACCGAAGACGGAAAAAAGGGAAUAUAAUCUGUGAAAAUUUAUUUAGAAACAGUUUAUUCCAGUUUCUAACAAUAAAACAUACUUCAGACCUUAACUAAAGAAUUCCAAGCAUAUUCUACACACAGUUCAUUGUACAUGGUAAACAGAAAUGUGUUCUUUUUAUACACUUUCAACAUGCUUUUGAAAGUUUUGUAUGUAUUUUGUUAAUAUCUAUUUUAUAAAACAUGUCCUUUAGACAUAAUUGUGGGUACAUCUAGAUUUUGUAUUGUCUUUUUAACAUUUGAUAUAAAGGGGCAAGAAAGGUCUGUGUGUUGGUUAUUGAUCAUGAAACCAUGAAAUGAUGUUUCUGAACCAAACAUCUCAAGUUUGAAGGUCCAAGCAGAUUAAGUAUUUACAGUAGAAAAGUGCUUCAUUUAUCAUGUUAACUUUUCAGUUCUUCUGCGAAGUGUUACUUUUUGUACAUUGUAUUGUUCAACAAAUGAAUGAAUCAAGUAUUAGCUUAAAAUUUGAUAACUAUGUUGAAUGCACUGGAAAAGUCUCAAUGUGUUGAAAGACAAAUGAAGCCAAUGUCCUAAAAGACUGAUUGUUCCUGUUUGAAAUGUCAGUACGUUUGAUACAAGACAAUAAUUACACCACUAAAAACGAAUUCCUAUUAUAGAUCAGUUCAUCUUUUUUUGUUGUUGUUGUCUUUUUCUUCUUUUGAGUGUCUUAUGUAUUUGAUUUUCUUUUUGUGUUUACAUCCAUACAAGAAACUGAAAAUAGUUGAAUAUGUCCAGUGUGUAAUGUACUGUAAUUUGUUCAAAUACAGGUUUCAGUACAGCAUAUACAGUGGUAAUACAAUUCCACAUAGUUCUCUAUUGUACAAACCAAAGGUUUCUUAUAUUCCAAAAAGAAGGUUUGUGAAUGAAGUGAAGUUCCAAAUCUGUUAUGGAUACCCACAAAUCCAGACGUCUGUCUCACGGCCUGCUGGGAGAAACUAUGCAUGUGUUCUUUGGCAGUGGAGCAGUACAGAUCUCCAGGGUCGUGUUUUCACCCAUGUUAUGAGAUUCAAAGGCACUUGUAACAAGUGUUUUGGAUUUUUACAGAGCAAAUCCCACUGGAACACGGAGGCUGUGUGAACAUUACAAUUAAACAAUCAGCUCAACAUGGUUUUGUAAAAGGUACAAAUAAAAUAAUUACAUUUAUGUCACUUUUGCACCCUUUUUAAGC